Xylaria bambusicola is the source of this 3339-nucleotide messenger RNA. Its product is annotated as mediator complex subunit MED14. NCBI's taxonomy places the organism in Eukaryota, Fungi, Ascomycota, Sordariomycetes, Xylariales, Xylariaceae. The coding region runs from base 1 to 3339 and encodes 1112 amino acids. The transcript is spliced from 2 exons. The record is from RefSeq and is a predicted model, not a curated record. Gene Ontology annotation, cellular component: core mediator complex; mediator complex. Gene Ontology annotation, biological process: regulation of transcription by RNA polymerase II. Gene Ontology annotation, molecular function: transcription coregulator activity.
AUGCCCGGAGUUGUCACGAUGGAGAGCGGCGCUUCACAUUUUCAGUCUACAAACCACGACCGCAGCAAUGGCUCACUCACAAACGGCGCGCCCGAUACCAUCAACGGCAUCGCUGGCCAUGCCGGAAAUUACAACACUGUCAACACUGAUGCUGUGCCAAAUGGCACCAUCAUCAAUGUUGGUAACUCUCAGUCUCCUGGGCCUUUCACCUCCCGUAUGAACGACUUACCUGAUGAGAUUCAACAUAUAACACAAGGCUUCGUGCCGCUGAGUGCCCUUCUUUCCCGCCUUUCGCAGCAGACCCAUAAUCAACUUGGCGAUGAGAUCAUGGCUCUGGCAAAGAUGUCUCUGCCGUCAUCUACCAUGAAUGGCAACACUGUCGGCAUCGAUGUUUCUUCGGACGAUAACUCACUAGAAAAUCUAAAUAAGAAGGUCAGGCUUCUAAACUUUGUACAGGAAAAACACGGAGAAUGGGUGAAAGCCCUGAUCAUUGCGAACUGGAGCCGAAAAGCUCAACCAGUCAGCAAGCUAAUUGAUUUAAUGCAUCAUAUUAACAAAACACGAGCGAUAUACCAAGGAUCUCUCGAUUAUAUGAUUAAUAUCAAAAGAGAUCUCACAUAUGCCCGAAUACCAAAUCCAGACCUCCGUACCGCUCUUCAUGUUCUUUCUACCGGCCAAGCCCCUUGGAUGCCCGAACUCAACUACGUGCAAUCUCCUCAAAUCACCCCAGAGGAGCAAAUGCGAUGGAUUGAAAAUCUUAAUACCCUGCUCUCCAUCCGCCUGAAUCUUGAGGACCAUGAAAACAUACCGGAGCAAUUCCAAGAUUUCGAAAUCGAUUCUGGGCGUGUAACAUUCAGAGUACCCGGUGAAUUUGAGAUCGACCUUACGAUAGCCGACGAGGAUCCUGAGAAGCAGUUCUGGUUCAUUGAUUUUCGGUUCGCUUUUCAGCCAGCACCUAGUGAGCUCUCAGACCGAUUGAGAGAUUUCCUAGAAAUGAAAGUCAAUGAAGCUUUACAGAAGGACGGAUUGCAUGGAUGCUACAAGUUCCUUCACGAAUUCAUUUUGACGCAUAAGAUUACGGAGUAUGUACGUCAAGCUAUGGAUCUGAGCAAAGGUCGAUGGGCGGAUAUGUUAGAAGUCGAGAGGCUGAGGCGUGCUAUGGCAAUACACUAUUGGUCUGGCCGCCAGCCUCUUGAUGGCCCUCAGAGCUACAUCAUCAUGGGGGUUUCGAGUGGCAGGGAAUUUAGUUCGUCGCCUAAUCAAAACACUAGCAGCCGCUUGACUUUGCGUUGGUUUAGAGAAGGAGUCGAAAUCAAGGAUAUUCAGUUUCCAUUAGACGAACCGACAAUAUCUACCGAGUUAUUAUUGAACAGAGUCAUCGGACAACACAUCGAACAUAUACUGAGGAGGUUCCAUGAUGCGAUGAAAAUUCAAGGGCGCUUUGUCAGACGAGAAGCCAGCCUUGGGAUCAACAUUGUGAACAACAACCCUGGGGAGUCUGCGUUAACCAUACAGCUCAAUCAUGAACAAUAUUUAACUCUCAAGGUCGCCCCGAUUACAGGAACCUUAUUGGCUAUUUCUCCUCAGUCUAGAGGCAGCUUUGAUUUGCAGAGUCAGCUCAAUAAAGAUUCUCGGCGGCCAGUUACAGAGCACGUUGCACUACUUGAGAAAUUUAGGUGCUACUUUGUCGAGGAUGAACUAAACCGGCGUGGAAAGAGUAGGGGUUGGAGUGUCUGCAACCCUCAUCCUGUCAAACUCGAGGAGACGAGGCAGUUCCUAGGCACAAGAGGAGCUUAUCAGCUUAUAUGGCUAAAGCGGCGCGGAAUUCCAGACAAUUGGUAUAUCAUGGUGAGCCAGAGUUUGAGCGGAGACCAAUGGUGGUUGAUCGAAGUUAUAAAACCAUCAGGCAGCACCAAAAUCACCACCCAUCCCCGCUUGCCGUUGAGUCCUAGCAUGCCUCGAUAUUCGGACAGGUUCUUUGCCGAAUUGACCUUCUUUAGUAGCGCCAUUAUAUCCCAGAUCGGUAUCCUUGGAGCUAUGCAUAGAGAAAGGAUUAAAUACUGCGUACAAGAUCGAGUUAAUCCCAUGCUACCACCUAAUAUGAAAGUCCCCUCCAUUCAUGUGAGGCUGUCUGAGAUACUUGGCCGCCACCAGUCUCAUAUAAGCAAACACUUAUCAUCAUGGGCUUUCGACUUUGUUGAAAUCAACGUAAAGAACAUUGAACACAAGCUCCCACAGUCAUCAGGGCCACCCACAACUGGAGGAACGAGCGGCAAAGAAGAGCGACCUGCAUCAUUGGCUCAGGAACAGCAUCGUUAUAACAUCGUGGUGGAUGCGCGCGUCAAGGUUGCGGACCCUUCUCGGUUCGGGCCACUCAAGGGCAAUGUUGAGCAUGAUGUGGCGUUUAAUGAACGCCUCGGUGUCUUUGCUUUGAGUAUUGACGCAGAAGUUGGAAGCUCGAUUUUAGACACGCUCGCUCACCGUCUUCAAGCUUUGGGCAGAUUGGCCAGCAGCAUUGACACUAUCCGCCAAAGUCGUAGGGAUGUUCAAUGCGAAGAUAUCACACUCAGCAACGUAAGAUUCAGCUACACAGACCAGGCACGGCCUACUAGCAACGAAACACAGCAGAACGUGCAUCGUUGGUCCGCUUCUCUCGAUCUUCAAACCGACAACAUGAAACUGGUCCUCGAUCAGAACAACCCUCAGAUUCGAGCCACAGAUCAAUUUAAUAAGCUGAUCAACUCGAAAGAAGGAUUCAAGGCUGUACCGUGGUUUCUGUCAAUCACAUUGCCGAUACACAGGGCUCUUAAUUCGGUGGAACAGGCAUGGGAGGCUCCGACCAUCACCAACCAAUGCCAUGUGAGCGUAUCUGUUAUUUCUCUCGACUGUUAUACUGUGCAGUAUGUGAUGGGCCCGUCCAAAGGUAUGAGCCGGUGCUUGACCCUGCACAUCAGGCUGCAGAAUCACAAUACUAGACCUGAGUGGCACAUAUAUCGAGAAGAGGCAGGCCCCAACAAACAGCCAGAUGACGAGUUUCAUAAAGUCCUUCAGAAGCUUUGGUUGUCGGACAAGAGAGUAUGGCGCUACCUUGGAACUAGCGUGGCGGCGGAUGUCACGCAUGGGGUAGAAAUCCUUAUCAAAGCUAUGGAUGAAGCGGUCCGACCUUUGGUUGUGGUUAGGUCGCCAUCUGCGUCGAAACAGCCCCAACCCAAAGCAGUAGGGGCGAAGAACGUAGGUCCGAACAAAAAUAUCGGAGCAAACAAACCGCGACCACAACAGACAGCGUCAGGUGGGCCAAUUGGAUCAGGAGGACCUGUGGUGAUUUCGCUAGACGAUUAG